This is a messenger RNA of Vanessa atalanta (red admiral), 2930 nucleotides long. It is a transcript of the gene RASSF8, whose product is annotated as ras association domain-containing protein 8. Gene Ontology annotation, biological process: signal transduction. The record is from RefSeq and is a predicted model, not a curated record. The transcript is spliced from 10 exons. Lineage: Eukaryota; Metazoa; Arthropoda; Insecta; Lepidoptera; Nymphalidae. The coding region runs from base 188 to 1576 and encodes 462 amino acids.
GAACGUUUCUGCUCGUAACCCACUUCGAAGUUUUGAGCUUAAUAUUUUCUAUUGUAAAUUCGGAAUGUUUGCGUUGUAUUACUUCCAUUUGUUUUUUAUAGAAAAAAAGGUUGCUUAUGGAUUGACCACAAUAUAGUAUAAUGGUUUCUUAGAUAUAUGUUAAUUGUAAGUUAAUUGUUUAAAAUUAAUGGAGCUGAAGGUCUGGGUCGAGGGAAUACAAAGGAUUGUUUGUGGGGUGACGGAGACUACCACUUGCCAGGAUGUAGUAUUUGCUUUGGCCCAUGCUACUGGCAAAGUGGGAAGAUUCACAUUGAUAGAAAGAUGGAGAAAUAAUGAGCGACUUUUAGCUCCACAGGAAUAUCCACUAAAGAUCCUGAUGAAAUGGGGUGAAUAUUCAAAUGAUAUACAAUUUAUAUUAAGAAGAUCUGAUAACAAUAGCAACAACCAAAAACCUUUACAAUCUACUCAUAACUCUAGAUCACCAAUAGGAAAUGGGAGUCAUAAUAUAUCAAAUGUGAAUGCAGCAGAUAAACAAAAUUCACCUAAUAGGGUGAACACUACCCCUACACUUAACAAUGUAAAUAACACUUCCCCUGGUAAUCCUGUUGGUGUGGUGAAGGGUGUGCAGCAAGCUAAAUCUCCCGAAUCUAACAGUCCAGUGCUUAAAGAUGUCCCACCUUAUAGAGACCCGCCACCGCCAUAUCGAUCACCCCCACCGCCUUCAGCUUUAAGGAAAUCCCCAAAUCGUACAACACGUAGGACUCCACAUAUGUCACCAGUUAAUUUGUCGGAGCAUCCUGAAGAAGAAAGGAGCCCCGAAGCCGUUACUUAUAACAGCCAAUAUAGGGAAUUGGUUUCAUUAGUAAACUAUCAGAGAGAAAAACUAACAAGUCAACAAGUGGAUCUUAUUAAGUAUGAUGCAGAGAUUGGUUACUGGGAAAACAAAGGUAGAGAACAAGAACGACAAGUUGAGUUAUUGCAACAGCAAAUAACAUCUGCUGAUAACCAACUUCGUAUCAGCACCGAACAGGUACAAUCUCUUAACUAUGUGGAAGAAGAAAGUGAAAUUGUAAAACAAAAUGAAAAAACACUGAAAUCAGAAAUAGUGCUGGUCCGAUCUAAACUGGCUAAUUGUGAAACUGAAUUACUGCAGUGUAAAAACAAGGUUCGCAAAUUGAUGGAGGAUAUACACAAUGAACAACGUGUUUUAAAUAGCCGACAACAAGAGAAUAGACAAGCGUUGGAGAGGUCUAUGCUAGCUGAGAUGGAAAACCUACAAACUCAAAUACAACAAGCAAAACAUGCAACUGAAAUUAAUCAUCUCACAGCAGAGAAUUUAAAACGAGAGGUUGGAGUACUGGAGAACGCGAUAAUGGAGAAGAAGCGUCAAGUAGAGCGCUUAGUCCAAGAAAUGAAAGAAGCAAAUCUUCAGAGUUUAACAGGCAGUGUUGAUGAACUACGACAUCCACUUGAUGGAUUGUGCAAGGCUGGAAGUGCUCGUAGAAUAAUAGGUUCACCAAGACAGCUUGAAAAUGCUGCACCAACUAAUAAAAAUCCUCAUGGUGUGUGGGUAUAAAAAAUCAAUAUCAUAGUACCUAUUUAUAUGGUCAUUUCAUUAAGGACAUUUGUAAAACAGCAUCAUCUAAAGUAUGUUCGGUUAUGAAAAUAUUUUUGAAUUAAUUUUUCAAAGGGUUCAUUGUGUUAACAGAUUUGUAUAGUGGUGAUUUUUUAAUUAUACUGAAAAUAGGUAGCUUUCAGCUUGUUUAACAUUUAGCAUAGAAUGUAGGUAAUUGAUGAUUUGAAUUUUAGAUGUUUUAAUAUAAUUAUGCAAUGUAUUAUUGUACUGCCAUAGACUUUUGUGUGAAUAUUAAUAUUAAUUCGUUAUUUAACUUUCAGGAUUUGUAAGUUAUUAUUUAGUGAAUAAUUUAUUAGAUUUGUGUUCAAAUUAGUGUCAUAUUUAAUCAUUGUCACAAAGUAUGUUAUAAGAAUUGUGGUUUUGUAUAUUAAUUAUAUUAUUAAAGUAUUAAUUGUAUCUUGCCAUCUCAUAAUAUAAUCAAAACAAUGAUAGUUGCACAGAUAAAAUUAUAUUGUGAACUAUGAACUACUACGAACAUUUUUACUUUGUUGCUAGUAAGUCUUCUAUAAUAAUUGAAUUGAAUUAAUAAACAAUGAUAAAACUAUGAUAUGUGCUAACAUUGACAAAUAAAUGAUUUAUACUAUGUCAGUCACUGAUAUUCUUUACUCCUUAGAUCAGAUAUAGAAAUUGUAUAGAACAUUUAUGUGCACUAUCAAGCUACGAUUUAGGUGUAGAAGUUGAAUACUAUAAACAAACUUUAGAGUGGCAAAUUUAAAAUGUUCUACUAGACUUGUAUAUGGGUUGCAUUUAACAUUAAUGAUACAAUUUUAAAAGUUGUUCUUGACAUUUGUAUGCAUUUGAAGCACUUGUUUUGUAGAAACUAAACAAACUAAUUAUUAUAAUUAAUUUGUUAAUGUUUGAAGUGAUCAAAGUGUAGUGCCAUGAGUGCAGUAUAUUAAAUAAAUAUCUUUCAGGUAUCAACAAUAUAUUUUUCGAGUUGGUACUUUAAAUAUUAUUUUAUACAUAAAAUUGGUGUAAAACUUAAUAUUAUGUAUUUACAAUUUUUAUAUUAUAUAAACUUGUAAGGAUCUGUCAAAUAUAAUCAAAUAUCAUAUGUUCUUGCAAUAUAGAAAUAAUGUAUUGAUAAUAAUAAUCUAGUCGAAAAUAUAAGCCAUUGCAAUAUGUUAUAGACAAUUUUCAUAGAAGUAUGGCCUAACAAAUUAAAUAUGUACAUGCGUAAUAGAUAAAGUUUAAGGUUAAUCCUAAAUUUUAUUUAUUUAUAUAUUGAAUUAUUCUGUGUACUCUGCAUGGUUAAUUAAGACAGUUUGUGUAUAUUCAUAUACAAAAUAUACUG